Molecule: messenger RNA, 1980 nt
Organism: Cydia amplana
Lineage: Eukaryota; Metazoa; Arthropoda; Insecta; Lepidoptera; Tortricidae
Exons: 1
Coding region: 1-1980 (659 amino acids)
Source: RefSeq, a predicted model, not a curated record
AUGACGCCUAUCAACGAAGGUCAAGGAUUGUACUUCGAUAAACUGGGAACAAUGCAGCUAGUUAGAGACGAGUGGAAACUAGUUGCGUACUACGACAUGAGCCCUUUCUGGGAAGGGGUAUCUGCAUACAGAAAGUACAACGAACAAUUGGAAACUAUUUGUAAACAAGUAAGAAGCCUCUCACACUGUGACGUCAUCCUUCUACAACUACGGCAUUCGUACGAUGAGCUGCAACAUUACAAUAAAGUAUUAUCCAGACAUCAGCUGAAACAGCAGACACGCAAGAGACGGGGAUUUGUCAACGGUGUCGGGAACCUAGCGAAUACUUUAUUCGGAGUCUUAGAUGAUAGAUUCGCUCAACAAUAUCAAAAGGACAUAAGUCUUAUAAGAACAAAUGAAAAACACAUCGUCACAAUGUGGAAAAAUCAAACAUCAAUCGUAGAAGCCGAAUAUAACAUGCUCUUGAGAACCAAAGACACAAUACAAAAGCAACACAAGUUAAUACAUCAACAUUUACUUUCUUUAGAAAAGGACACCACUGCAAUGGAGAAAGAAAUCACAGCUGCAGAGAGCAUAUCUCAAUUUACAGUCGUAGCUAUGGCUGCAAAUAAUUUAUUAAGCCACCUUAAAACAAUCCAAGACAUGUUAUUAGAGACUAUAACUAACAUUUACAAUGAUAAAAUGAACAUACAUAUUAUUAGCCCCGAGCAACUACAGAAAGAAUUGAACACUAUAUCUGGUCAACUUCUAAGCGACCUUACCCUACCAAUCGACAACACACAAACACACCUUCAAAACAUCUACCAAGUAUUAAAAGUUAAAGCAAGAAUGACUGACCAAUAUAUGAUAUUUGAGAUUCGCAUUCCAUUAAUAACUCGUGAUCGUUACGAUCUUUAUAACAUUAUUCCGGUCCCGCAUAGCUCAAACAUAAAUAUGAUAUCUGUUAUCCCCAUAGAAAAAUACGUAGCAAUGAACCUUCAAAAGGACGCAUACAUGCCAUUACAAGAAAGAGAUCUUGAAGUUUGUAUCAUACGAGACACGUCUACGUAUAUGUGCCCGCUUAAGGUCCCUAUAUACAAAAUGAACACCGACCAGGAUUUGUGUAUAAAGGAAGAAAAGCAGAAUUUAAAAUGCAAAACAAGCAUAGCCGCGUGCCAGAACAAGUGGAUUAGCUUGACAAAGCCAAAUUAUUACUUAUAUUUUUGUUGCGAUCAGUGUCAGUUUCGAACAAUAUGCUCAGAUCGAGUUACGGCACAAACAUUGGCACGCGCUAAUAUUAUUUAUAUCGAGGAGAAUUGCAUUGUAAAAACAGAUAACUUUGCAAUUCACACGCACAUGAAUAUGCAAAGUAAAACAGAUUUAAAAGACAGCAUACCUACACCAGAAAUCGACCCAAUUAACCACAUAAUAAACAUUACAGUCGAAAAAUUCGAAAACAACAGCUUAAUUUUUAUGGAAAGGAAUGAAGAUAAAAACAUACAAGAAAAAAUAAAAGCACUAAAGGAAAGUCAACUACCCGACGAGAACGACUAUUCUAUACAUGAUGUACACCACUACACUGCCAUAUACUGCCUUUGGAUCACAAUUAUCAUAAUGGCAAUUAUACUAAUUUGCCGGAAAAAACAUUGCCAAUGGAAACUUCUAGGAGCUCCGGCAACCCCAACAAAUCCAGAGGAACCAGCAGCAUCGGACAACAUGUUCGAGAGACGCCGACCGAACCAGCCGCCGCCGCCGCCGCCCCGAGCGAGCGCGAGCGCGGCCUCCACGCCCUGCAGUGCACGGCGCACCAUCACCGGUGACAUUUGUAGUGAUGACAAGUGUAGUGUUAGUGCGCGAUAUCGAGCGAAAAGUGUAAGUGAAGGAGAAAUAAAUAGUGCGCGAGUGAAAGUGCUUACAUGUCAAACACCGGAGAUGAGUGGAUCAACACAUAUGGACAGGGGAAGCUCCCCAAUUUUAAGAAAAAUAUCAUUCAAUGAAUAA